Molecule: messenger RNA, 3681 nt
Organism: Dunckerocampus dactyliophorus (ringed pipefish)
Lineage: Eukaryota; Metazoa; Chordata; Actinopteri; Syngnathiformes; Syngnathidae
Gene: p3h3
Product: prolyl 3-hydroxylase 3
Exons: 16
Coding region: 182-2365 (727 amino acids)
Biological process (GO): collagen metabolic process
Cellular component (GO): endoplasmic reticulum
Molecular function (GO): protein binding; L-ascorbic acid binding; iron ion binding
Source: RefSeq, a predicted model, not a curated record
UCGGUCUCUUGUUUGUAAUGCAAAUCACGACCAACACGGGUGCAUUUCUAAAUUGUUCGGAUGUAUUUUUUAAGGUCGUGGUUUUGUUUUUUAUGACGAGAGAGGAAGUAAACUUUCCAAGUCCCUCCUCCUUUCCUCCAAACCUCCACAGCCCUGACGCUGUCUCUUCUCGCCUCGGACCAUGGCGCUUCCCUCCGACUUGUUCGCUGUCUACGUGGCGUCUCAGGUCGUGCUUCUCCUUGCACUAUUUCACCGAGCCUCUGCGAACUCCGACGUUCCGUCGCCGCUGCUGCAGCCCUAUGACUUUUUGUACUACAAAGGUGUACGUGCGUACUUUGGUGGAGAGUGGGCCAAGGCUGCAGAGCUUCUGGAGAGGUCCAUUGCGACCAAGGAGGCUCUGUUCAAGUACCGAAGGCUGUGUUAUGAGGAGUGUGUGGCUGCUGGGCGAGAUGCACUACAAAAACUGGACACAGCCAAAGAAGAAGGGAGCCUGUGGGACCUUUGGGUCCUGGACUGGAUGCAGAAGAAGGCGGAGUGUUUGAGAUUCUGUAUGGGACGAUCUGUCAGCCUUGUGGGACAACUUCCUGUUUCUACAGACAUUGAGUAUGAGUUCAGCUCCAGGAACCCUUACAACUUCCUGCAGGUUACAUAUUACAAGAUGGAAAAGUUGCAGAAGGCGGCGUCGGCGGCUCAGACUUACUUCGUGGCCAACCCCGGUCACCUGGAGAUGAGGAACAACAUUGAGAAGUACAGAAGGAUGGAGGGAGUGAGCGAGGAAGCCUUUCAGGACAGAGAGACAGCGAGUGAAAAGCACUGGGCGCUGUAUGAUUCCGCACUCCAGCAUGAGGCGUUGUCUGAGUGGGCGCAGGCGGUGGACGCAUGGCGAGCGUGCGUGAACGAAACGCUGCGUCAGACAGAAGAGUGCAGGGUGCAGUGUGUGGUGGCUUGCCAGCGCAUGCCUGAGGACAGGGGAGUGGACAGCGUGGAUGGCGUGUUCGAGAAAGCUGCAGCGCUUUCCUUGUCGCUGCUGUCUUGCCAACAGUCGUGUGUGACGCGGGUGGCCACACGUCCCGGUAGGAUCUCCUCUCAGGAGGACUUCCUGCCCACUCAGCUGGAGCACAUGCACAUUGCACAGUUUAAAGCUGGAGAUGUCAGAGGUGCAGUGCGGACGCUUCGUUCCCUUCUUCUUUUCUACCCUUCUGAUACGGACUCCUUGGACAACCUGCAGCUCUACGUUGAGACACUAGGGGGAGACAGGGAGUCACAGUCUGCUCAGGAGAUCGCUCGUUACGUCAGGCGCUCGUUACAGGAGAAGAAGCUGCUGUAUUUUAGUAUGGAGCAUUUAAAUUUUACCUUCAUUGACCCAGAUCUUUGGACCCCAGAGGAUGUCGUUCCUGAAUCCCUCAGGGAAACAUGGAGAGCUGAGAAAGAGAAAAUGAAUGAAAAAGUGAAAGAAGACGAGCAGGAAGAGGAUGUGGAUGACAGCGGCUUUUAUGCAGGUGGUCCAGUCCCUCAGGUGGGUGUGACCAUCACCAUGGACGACCUGCUCUUAAACGGCACCAACCGGGUGGUCCUGGAUGGAGUCAUGACUGAAAAGGAGUGUGACAGAAUGUUGAAGUUGGCAGAAGCGGUGGCAUCUGCAGGAGAUGGUUAUCGGGGGCGACGGUCUCCACACACGCCUCACGAGACACUGAAUGGCCUCACCCUGUUAAGAGCUGCGAAGCUGGUUCAGGAUGGCCUGGUCAACCACACUGAUGCCAAGUUGUUACACGAGCUGGGCGAGAGAGUGCGAAUCCUUCUCCAUUCCUACUUUAGGAGCCCAUCAGGGCUCUUUGUUGCAUUCACACACUUGGUCUGUCGCAGUGCUAUUGCAGGGGACCAGGAGGGCAGACUGGACCUGUCUCAUCCUGUCCAUGUGGACAACUGUCUGCUUGAGCCAGACACCAAACAGUGCUGGAAGGAACCACCAGCUUUUAUACACAGAGACCUCAGUGCCAUUCUGUACCUGAAUGAUAACUUUGAUGGCGGCGAGUUGUUCUUCACCAACAGGAAUGCCAAAACAGUGACAGCCAGAGUCAAACCGGCAUGCGGUCGACUCGUCGGCUUCUCGUCAGGGCCGAUAAAUCCACAUGGUGUUACCGCGGUAACAAAAGGGCGGCGGUGUGCGCUGGCUCUCUGGUUCACCAAGGAGAAGUUAUACAGGGACAUGGAGCGAGAGGAGGUGGAGACAGCCUGGGCCGCCGACGGACAGGCUGUGACCAAGGAGGAUGAAAAGGAGGAGCCGAAGAACGCUCGGAAUCAAGCGCCAGCUAAGGCGGCCAGCAGAGGAAGAGGACGUGUGACAGCGGGCAAAGAUGAACUGUGAGCCUGUCAAAGUGGAUUUCCUGUCAGUGGAGCUCCUCUCUACCAGUGAAACUAAUUUAUAAGUGACUGUAGACUAUAUAAGAGAAGGACAAUACAUCUCAUGUAUUGUCAUGACUGGAGUUAAGCAUCAGGUGUUCAAUCUGUAUUUGUCUUCAAUGCUGUAUUUGAGCAAGAACCCUUUUCAUUUUUAGUGAUUUUCACGCAAGAUUUCCGCAGUCGCUGAGGUCAAAGGUCCUGUUCAGUUCUACCAUGAAAAAGUCUAACUGUUUUUUGAGGUUUAUGUCACAAGGGCAAUCAAAUAAUAUGAUGAUGAUCCAAGAUGGCUGAUGUAGCUAGUCAACAAUUCAACAGUUUUUCCCAUAGGAAAUAAUGUAAAGUGAAUUUAUCUGUUCCGGGGUCAAACUGGCACCUUCAUAAAACAUUUAUUAACUGUACAGGCGGUGUAACAUUCUUAACUGCCAUACAAGUACUAAAAAAAAAUUUGUAUCUGUAUAAUUUAAAACUAAAAGUUAAAAAACUAGAUGCCUAAAACAUAACGGAAAGAGAACAUGUAAGUAAUUGUAUCGCUCGAAUUGUCCAUUUCUGGUUCUAAGGUUAUCAUCACUUUUCCCCUUUUUCCAUCCUUCUGUGAUUGCAAAAAAUAGAAACACAGAAAAAAAGAAAAAAAGCACAACUACAAGUCUCUCUGGCAUCUUUUUAAAGGACUACUUUAUUUCAGUUUUAUUACACAGCGUUUAACUUAUUUUGUACUCUUGUGUGACAGCUAGGGAUGUUAAGAAUGUUACUUUUUACAUCACCUGUACAUUUAAUAAAGGUGACCCUGUUUCAGAAUUGAAUUUUUUUUGGUGCAGUUUUUGAUCAAGAGGUCUGAACCGGUCCAGGAAACCUCCCAGACCCACAUUAGGAGUGUCCAAAAUGGACAAACACGCAUAAUUGAACUUGAACUAUUGAGUUUUCUUUGACUUUGCGUGUUUUCGAUUAAACUCGCAAAUUCAACGUUUGGGUUGUUCACCACCCUUUUUAAUGCUGCGAUUUUUCAGUUUUCCUUCACAGCUGCCACAGUUUCUGAGUAUUUAUUACACCUUUCAGUAUCACCUCAUUUUAUUGAGGUGUAUCUAAUGAAUUGAAGUGUGUGUAAAAUUGCUUGCGUAUUGUUUGUAUAUACCGUAUUUAUAUUUACUGCGAGCGAGGUGCGUUUUUUUGUCGUUGUUGUUGUCUCCCCUUCAGUUUGUUCCUCUUUUUUUCAUGUUUCACAGUACAAGUCUUUUGGAAAGUGCAGUCAAAUUCACACUCUGUUGAAACCUGCAAAUAAAAAAA